GGUCAAAUUAAAAUGGCGAAAGUAUCCUAGCAUAUAACCGAACAUCGUCGCAAAUCCGCAGGUCGCUUCGGAUUGUGGUUUUCUCCAUUAGCGAUCUCUCAUCGACCGAAGAUCAGCGGAUGAGAUUUUCCUGAGGCCGAUAUUGUUUAAUUACCAGUGAUUUCGUGUAAACAGCAUAAAAGAACACUUAUCUUUUUGCCAAUGGACAAAAGAGCGCCUCCAAGCCUUUUUGUUAAUGAUGGCUCAUUUAUGGAGAGAUUUAAACAGCUCCAACAAGGUAAGGAGAAGGAAACUGAGAAGAAAGAUUCCAUAGUAGACUCUAAACCCAAGACAGUUAUAUUGGGGCCUGCAACACGUAAACCUUCCAUUAUUAAAACCGCUGUGGGUUCUAAGACUAGUGAUACACGCAAGACCACCCCAACAUCUGGUGGCAAACUUGCAUUCAGCUUGAAACAGAAGUCCAAGCUUGUGACACCUCCUGUUAAGUUGGGUGGAGAUGAAGAUGAUGAUGAAGAUGAAAUGGAUGCUAGAAACAUAUCUGGUGAUGUAACAGCAAAACGGCAGAAGUUGGGUCAGUCAGAGUUAUCUGAACAAUCAUCAAGACAAGUGGAUGUUGCACCACCUUCCCCAAGUGACCUUGCAGUGAAGAAAGUUGCUGACAAACUAGCUAGUUUUGUUGCCAAAAAUGGAAGGCAAUUUGAGCAUGUUACACGCCAGAAGAAUCCUGGAGACACACCUUUUAAGUUUCUAUUUGAUGAGAGUUGUGCUGACUACAAAUACUAUGAAUAUCAACUUGCUGAGGAGGAAAAGGCACUGUCACAGACAGAGGAUUCCCGAAUAUCUCAAGGCGCCGGUCUGAGCUCUUCGGCUUCUAAGGCGACAACUGGUUCACAGUGGUCGCUGCAGCAACAAUCAAACUAUCAAAUCCCUGCUUCUGCUUUGUAUGAGGUGCAUGAGGAGUCUAAAGCUUCAGUUACUUCAGUUCAAUCAACAUCAAUGAGAAGGGCAGGUGACUCUAAUGCACCACCAAGUACAGAUCCAAUAGCAAUGAUGGAGUUCUACAUGAAGAAGGCUGCUCAAGAAGAGAGGAAGAGACAGCCUAAACAAUCAAAAGAUGAAAUGCCUCCGCCUCCCUCUCUUCAAGCGGACAAUUCUUCUCAACCUAGUUGGCAAUCAGCUCCAGGGAAAAAGGGUCAUCAUAUGGGUGAUUACAUCCCACUAGAAGAGCUUGAGAAGUUCAUGGCUACUUGUAAUGAUGUGGCUGCACAGAAGGCCGCCCAGGAAACUGCAGAGAGGUCAAAAAUCCAGGCUGACAAUGUUGGACAUAAACUCUUGUCCAAAAUGGGUUGGAAAGAAGGUGAGGUUUUGGGGGGCUCGAUGAAGGGUAUUGCUGAUCCGAUCAUGGCGGGUAACGUGAAGAAAGACAACCUUGGUGUUGGUGCUCAAAAUCCUGGAGACGUGACUCCUGAGGAUGACAUAUACGAGCAGUAUAAAAAACGAAUGAUGCUUGGUUACCGUCAUAGACCAAAUCCUCUGGGCAAUCCUCGAAAAGCUUACUACUGAAUUCAUUACACUAAUGGCCCGUUGUUGAAGAGAAAUUAUCAGACAUCAAAUCUGCUCUUAUAAUUUGGUGAAGAUGGUAGAUUCUAUAUUGUGUGACUGAACAAAUUUAUCUGGAAUUGUUCUUGUUGAAUCCCGUGUGUGAUGGAAAAUUAUGCUUUGCGCCUGUUUUUCCCUUUUCUUUUUCUCUCGCUUUCCUUUCCUGCUAUCCAAACCCAGAAGGGUUCAGGUAUCUUUGAAAUGGAAAUGAUACAUUAUGUUCUUAUUAUAACUUUCCCCAGCCAAACAUUUUGGGUUAAGGCAAUUGGUGUCUCCUUUGACGAUUUGUUUGAGCGAGGAAUUGCUUACGAA
This is a messenger RNA of Tripterygium wilfordii, 1911 nucleotides long. Its product is annotated as SURP and G-patch domain-containing protein 1-like protein. Lineage: Eukaryota; Viridiplantae; Streptophyta; Magnoliopsida; Celastrales; Celastraceae. The transcript is spliced from 9 exons. Gene Ontology annotation, cellular component: nucleoplasm. The record is from RefSeq and is a predicted model, not a curated record. Gene Ontology annotation, biological process: RNA processing. Bases 202 to 1563 code for a protein of 453 amino acids. Gene Ontology annotation, molecular function: RNA binding.